UUAUUUAGCAACAUUGCAAUUGUAAUCCUCCAAGAAGCGACAUGGCUUACACAAAUUCAUAUAUGUUGCUUGGUUUGGGACUUUUUAUUAUUUUAUCUUCUCAAGUUCUAGCUCAAGAUCCUCAACAUCCCCCUCCUCCUCCUCCCCCUCCUCCUCCACCUCCUCCUCCUACAAUUAUUUUUAUUUUAAACCCAAUGGCAACCCCAAUGGCAACCGUGGAUAGUUAUGUUGGCCUGAUGCAUGAAGUGACACUGCUAGAAGCUGAAGCUAAUCGGAUGACUUUCCGUGCAAAUUUGAUAAAGGAGAAUGUUGCUAAAUCUAUUCAUCAAAGCCGUAAAUUUCUAAAUCACUUAUUUGAUGAAGAAGAUAAAGUUUCCGAAAGAAAUGAGGAAGAUAAAGUUUCCUUAACUGAUAAGGAAGAUAAAGUUUUCAGAAAUGGCAAUGAAGACAAAAUUUCAAAUAAUGAGGAGAAAGACAAAGUUUUAAAAAAUGAGGCAGAAGAGAAGGUUUUUAAAAGUGACAAGGAAGAUAAAGUUUUCAAAAAUGAUAAUAAAGAUAAAAUUACAAAUUAAAAAUAAUGAAAAAAAUUCCAAAUGUGACGAAGAAAAUAAACUUUCUUUAAUAAAAUAAUCAAAUGCGCUGAAUAAUAUGAAGUUUCCAUCAAUUCCCCAUGUAUUAAUAGCAUGCAAAAAUGUAUAUAUUAACUGUAUAAAUAGAAGGGUGAAAGUAGACCUUCGGCUUAUAACUAGCCAUAUAUAUGCAUCAAAACUUGAGUUAUAUAUAGUUCAUAUCGAUAUUUGGGUUAUGAUAAUGAUAUGAGAUGUCAAACUUUACAUACUUACACCUUCAA
Messenger RNA from Cicer arietinum (chickpea), 850 nucleotides. RefSeq lists its product as uncharacterized. NCBI's taxonomy places the organism in Eukaryota, Viridiplantae, Streptophyta, Magnoliopsida, Fabales, Fabaceae. The record is from RefSeq and is a predicted model, not a curated record.